Trichomonas vaginalis G3 is the source of this 723-nucleotide messenger RNA. Its product is annotated as RNA polymerase II transcription regulator recruiting protein. Lineage: Eukaryota; Parabasalia; Trichomonadida; Trichomonadidae. The record is from RefSeq and is a predicted model, not a curated record. The transcript has a single exon. Bases 1 to 723 code for a protein of 240 amino acids.
AUGAACGAGAACGUGGCUAUCUUUAUUGAGACAUGUCUUAAGAAGAUUGAAUAUCCAGAUGAUAUUGAUCCAAAGACAACAAGUCAGAUCAAGGAAAUAGCCAAAAAUCAGACUUUGCGAUUAUUAACUUUUGCAGAGGCAAAUCGCCAAAUACAAUCAAUUCUUCCGGGAUGCAAAAUUAGUGUGUUUAUCAAUGAUGUUCUAGCAACGUUAUCAGAUCCAAUACCUCCAAAACCAGUUGAGAAGAUGCCAAUUUCUCUUAAAAAAAUUCAUGGAGGCGUAUGGACCGAUUAUGAAGAUAAAAGACUAAUUGCAGCAGUUCUAAUGUUCGGGAAAGGUGAUUGGGCCAAAGUUUCGGCUUAUGUUGGAAACGGUCGGAACAAAUUUCAAUGCUCGCAAAGAUGGAUUCGAUCUUUAAACCCUACAGUCUCGAGAUCUCCAUGGACAGACGAAGAAGAUAAGAAGCUCAUUGAAGCUGUCCAGAAAUUCGGGCAAAAAUCUUGGAUCAAAAUUUCAAAAUAUGUUGGCUCAAAAUCAGACGUUCAAUGCAGGUAUCACUGUAAAUAUGUAUUACGAUGCACUUUAGGAAAGAAACGAAAGCCCACUACUAAAAAUAAAAAAGAAAUCACAAAUAUCAUAGAACCUCAAAUUAAAGAAGAUAUUGAUCCAUUUAAAUUCAUGGACCAAUUGAAAUCCGAUGAGGAAUAUAUAAAUAUGUUAUAA